Messenger RNA from Bufo gargarizans (Asiatic toad), 2545 nucleotides. Its product is annotated as gastrula zinc finger protein XlCGF26.1-like. The record is from RefSeq and is a predicted model, not a curated record. Bases 86 to 2035 code for a protein of 649 amino acids. The transcript is spliced from 7 exons. Gene Ontology annotation, molecular function: DNA-binding transcription repressor activity, RNA polymerase II-specific. NCBI's taxonomy places the organism in Eukaryota, Metazoa, Chordata, Amphibia, Anura, Bufonidae. Gene Ontology annotation, biological process: negative regulation of transcription by RNA polymerase II.
GAAACGCACAGACAGGAAGUAGUGACAUCAGGUAUGUGAGAGUCUUAUUCUAUAAAUUUGUCCAAUAAGAGAGAGUCCCAUGUAGAUGAAUGACCUGAGGAGGAUGGAAAAAGUGAAAAAUCACAUGACCAAGAGGAUAUUAAACCUCACCCUGGAGAUCAUCUACCUUCUGACAGGAGAGGAUUAUACAUUAGUUAAGAAGACCUCAGGAGAAUGCAUGACCUCCAGCAGCAGUCUAUGUGUAUCAGAAGGAUGGAGCAGGACUCAGAGCCUCAUCAUGGAGCGUCCACCUCACUCACUGAUACCUGAGAGAAACAACAAGCAGAAGAUCCUAAACCUCACCAACAAGAUCAUUGAGUUGCUUACUGGAAAAGUUUCUUUAAAGUGUCAGGAUGUUAGCAUCUAUUUCUCCAUGGAGGAGUGGGAGUAUUUAGAAGAACACAUGGAUCUGUACAAGGAUGUCAUGAUGGAAGAUCAUCAGCCUCUCAUGUCACACGAUGGAUUCAGUAAGAGAAAUCCACCAGAGAAAUGUUCCAGUCCUCUGUAUUCCCAGGAUUGUCCUGAGGAAGAUCACUGUGAGCUUCAGGAUGAUCAGGAUGAAGAUCUAAUUCAUAUUAAAGUUGAAGUUACAGAAGAAGAUGAGAUUGAUGCGGAGACGGAUGAAUUUAAAGAGGAGGAAAUGAAUGUAGAUGUCAACCCAGGUUUACUGAGUGCUACAGAUUCCACAAAUGGUCAUCUGACUCCAGAUUGUAAAAGAACAGUUAAUGAUUUUACACAAGAUUUUCCAGGACAUCAUUACUUUACUCCAGAUAUAUCGUCAGUUCUUCCCAGUAGUGAUCUACUAUUUAAUCCCCCAUAUGAUGAGGAACAUUCUCUGGAUCAUUCAUUCAUGGUUACUAGUGAAGAUCACAGAGAUGGUAGAUUAUACCCUUGUUCAGAAUGUGGGAAGUACUUCAAAAAUCGAGCAAAUCUUCUUCGACAUCUAAGAAUUCACACUGGGGAGAAACCAUUUUCGUGUUCCGAUUGUGGGAAAUGCUUUACCCAGAAAAGUGGUUUUAUUCAGCAUAUGAGAAUUCACACAGGGGAGAAGCCAUUUUCAUGUUCUGAAUGUGGGAAACGAUUUAGGCUAAAGUCUACCCUAGCCCAACAUCAGAAAAUUCACAGUGGAGAAAAGCCGUUUUCAUGUUUAGAGUGUGAAAAAUGGUUUGCUAGAAAAUCUGAACUGUUUAGACACGAGAGAACGUAUCACGCGGGCAAUAAACUGUUUCUGUGCACUAAGUGUGGGGAAAGUUUUGCAAAGAAAUCAGAUUUUCUUCAACAUCAAAGCAUUCACACAGGAGAGAAGUGCUUUUCAUGUUCUGAGUGUGAAAAAUGCUUUACAAGAAGGUGUAACCUUGUGAAACAUCAGAGAGUUCACACAGGGGAGAAGCCAUUUUUAUGUUCUGAGUGUGGGAAAAGUUUCGCAAAAAAGUGUAAGCUUGAUAAGCACCUGAAAAUUCAUGCUGGGGAGAAGCCAUUUUCAUGUUCUGACUGCGGAAAAUGCUUUAUGUUGAAGUUUAACCUUGUUACGCACCAAAAAAUUCAUACUGGGGAGAAGCCUUUUCCUUGCCCUGAGUGUGGGAAAUGUUUCUCGCGGAAGGCUAACCUUGUUGAACAUCAGAGAAUUCACAUGGGGGUGAAGAGGUUUUCCUGCUCUGCGUGUGGAAAACGGUUUUCACACAAAACAGCUGUUGUCCAACAUGAGAGAAGUCACAUAGGAGAAAAACCAUUUUCUUGCUCUGAGUGUGGAAAGUGUUUUACACGGAAAGCUAGUCUAGUUGAACAUCAGAGCAUUCACACAGGGGAGAAACCAUUUUCAUGCUCAAUGUGUGGAAAACGAUUUUCACACAAAUCGGUCCUAGUCCAACAUGAGAGAUCUCACAUGGGGGAGAAGCCAUUUUCAUGUUCUCAGUGUGGAAAGUGUUACACACGGAAGGCUUACCUUGUUGAUCAUCAGAAAGUUUGCAACUUUGAAAAGCCAUCUGUGUCUGUGUAAAAAGUAAUCUCCUCUAUGUAGAACAUUUCCACCAUAACUUAUAUUUCAGAGAACUCUUCUCAGCGAAAGGGAUGUUAUUGAUGAACUUCAAGAAAUCCUUACAUUAGUCUUGUUGAACAUCAUGGAUGUCACAUCACAGAGGGAGAGAGGAACAGCUUUAAAGGGGUUAUCCAGGAAUAGAUAUAAGAUGAUAUAGCCUCAGGAUAGGUCAUUAGUGACAGAUCUGCAGAGGUCUGUCAACUGGGACCACCGCCAAUCAACUGUUAGAAGAGGCUGGUGUGCUGUAUGAGUGAGUAGUGAUGAGCGUGAGGUGCCAUAUUCGAUUUCGCGAUAUUUCGCGAAUAUUUGAUUGAUUAUUCGUCGAAAUCGAAUAUUCGUCAUUAUGUUAUUUAUCGCAAAUAAUACGCAAUUUUAUUAAUCGCAUAUAGCCAUAUUGCUAUAUAUUCUCGUUUUAGAAUGACGAAUAUUCUAAAAAACUAAGUUAUAGCAAUAUAGCGAAUAUUCGUAAAA